AGCCAUUUUGAUCCCUCAAGCAGUGCGCGGAGGGAUCCAAUGGAUCAAUGGCCGGAGGCGCAGCCCUCGCUCAUGACCGAUGAGCAGUCGCCUGUGCGGGAGCUGCGCAAAGCUCGGGAGGAACUUCAGCUGCUGUGGAGGACGACACCCUUGAAUCGCUACUUCUUGCCGCUGAGCAAAGCGCCCCCGAGCCCUGUCCAGAAGUUUUCUGGUCAACACCCGCCCCGCUGCUGUCCAAAAGCCGGUGCCUCAAGAUCUGCGAGGCUUCUGGUGAGAUGGGCCUCCGUGCCCUCUGUGCCGCCGUCCAGCCCUGCCUUCAAGGGGGCAACCGACCCGAAGGAGGAGAUUUACCUGGAAGAGUUCUCACCCUGCAGGAAGCAGCAGAGGCUCAGAGGUGGGCGGAGUCCUCAACAGAAGCUCACGGCCGAGGGGAAGGAGUUUCCCUUCAUCCCCUGCACCUGCUGCGAGCGGAAGUCGCCAAUGCCCAUGCUCACCAAGCAGGCGCUCGGUGGAAGGGCCACGCUGGCCAUUUCUCAAUAUGCAGAGGCACGACCGGAGCAUCGUGUGCAUCCCUGACGUGCCGCCCCGUGAGAGGCGUUCCCUCGUAAGCUGGCUGUCCAAAGGGCACCGCAGUCGACACGA
Molecule: messenger RNA, 642 nt
Organism: Effrenium voratum
Lineage: Eukaryota; Dinophyceae; Suessiales; Symbiodiniaceae
Source: the annotation of a GenBank genome assembly